Messenger RNA from Schistosoma mattheei, 1247 nucleotides. Lineage: Eukaryota; Metazoa; Platyhelminthes; Trematoda; Strigeidida; Schistosomatidae. The record is from the annotation of a GenBank genome assembly.
AUGGCCAUCUUAGUGUUCAUAGUCCAGGCAGUUAAUACAAAUUCUGAUAACUUUAAUUCAAUCAAAUUGAAGUAUGAUGGAUUAGUGGAUGAAAAGAAUAGAAUCGAAAAAAAAUUAUCGGAAUUAAGUGAAAUACUUCGUCAGAAUGGCAAUGUUGGUAUGGAUACCCCAUUAGUUGAUGAUGAAGGCUACCCACGCUCUGAUAUUGAUGUGGCUCUUAUACGAAUAACGCGAAACAAUAUCCAUUGUUUAAAUACAGAUCAUAAACAAAUAAUGCUUGAAUUGGAAAGUGUUUUGCAUGAAAUACAUGAAUAUGCUCGUCAAAAUCCAUCUAAAAAUGUUUUAACUGAUGGAAAUGCUUGUUCCAGUGAGAAUAAACUAAGUGAUGAUCAAUCCGCACAGAUUGUGAAGAAACCUUUCCUUAAAAUUGAUCAAAUAUCACCUAAUUCAAUAGCGGAACAAGCAGAUUUAAAAGUUGGAGAUCGAAUAGUUCAAUUUGGCUCAGUAUCUGCUGACAAUUUCAAUUCAUUACAAGAUCUAUCUACUGUCUUUAGAAAUACAUCUCCCGGUAGCUGUAUUCACAUGUCGAUUGUUCGCGGCGACAGUAUGAUAAAUGUGCUUUCUAUUUCGUUGUUGAAACCAGCUGAAAAUGCCAGUAUAGGGUGAGUCUAUUGCUCUUAAAUGUGUGUCGUAUUUCGAAUUUCCGAGUCCCCGACUUACGAGUCACUUAUAAUCUGUUUAGUUUGUGCCAUAGUUAUCGGAGUAUGACUCCAUCUAUGUGUGAAUAAAGUGUAAAAGCUGUACAAGAAUUCUUCACAUAAGAUCUCUUGACCCUAAUUUAAUGAUGUAUUAUUUCGAAAAUCGGGCCUAAUUAUAAUAAUUUGUGUACUAGGACUAGUCAGUUUUAUUAUCCCUAUGGGAUGUUGUUCCUCUAUUUACUCAUAAAAAAACAAUAUAAUUCGGCGGGGCAUUAAAAUAAAUGCAUCACGAAAACAGUAGAAAAUAAAUACUGGUUUCUCGGAAAGAACGCUAUUUUGUAUUGAAGUGUAACACAUUUGGGUCACAGAAAUUUGUGCACAGAUAACUGGUUGUAAAAUAUGCGGUUACUGUGGAUUUGCUAUUAACUCGAAUUGAAAAAACACCGUUUGAUGGUUAAUUAAAAUAUGCCAGUUGACUGUAUUACAGAAUGCUUAGUUAGAAACCUAUCAGAAUUUCGUCAUUUAAACCUGCUUUUUUAAAACUUUUUA